Molecule: messenger RNA, 1017 nt
Organism: Fusarium subglutinans
Lineage: Eukaryota; Fungi; Ascomycota; Sordariomycetes; Hypocreales; Nectriaceae
Product: glyceraldehyde-3-phosphate dehydrogenase
Exons: 2
Coding region: 1-1017 (338 amino acids)
Biological process (GO): glucose metabolic process
Molecular function (GO): oxidoreductase activity, acting on the aldehyde or oxo group of donors, NAD or NADP as acceptor; NAD binding; NADP binding
Source: RefSeq, a predicted model, not a curated record
AUGGCUCCCAUCAAGGUCGGCAUCAACGGUUUCGGUCGUAUCGGCCGUAUCGUCUUCCGCAACGCCGUCGAGCACCCCGAUAUCGAGGUUGUUGCUGUCAACGAUCCUUUCAUUGAGCCUCACUACGCCGUCUACAUGCUCAAGUACGACUCUUCCCACGGCAUCUUCAAGGGUGAGGUCGGUAACGAUGGCAACGACCUUGUCGUCAACGGCAAGACUGUCAAGUUCUACUCUGAGCGCGACCCCGCCAACAUUAAGUGGUCCGAGACCGGCGCCGACUACGUCGUCGAGUCUACUGGUGUCUUCACCACCAUUGACAAGGCCAAGGCCCAUCUUACUGGCGGUGCCAAGAAGGUCAUCAUCUCUGCCCCUUCUGCCGAUGCUCCCAUGUACGUCGUCGGUGUCAACGAGAACAAGUACGAUGGCUCUGCCGACAUCAUCUCCAACGCCUCUUGCACCACCAACUGCCUGGCUCCCCUCGCCAAGGUUAUCAACGACAAGUUUGGUAUCGUUGAGGGUCUCAUGACCACCGUCCACUCCUACACUGCUACCCAGAAGACCGUCGAUGGUCCCUCCGCCAAGGACUGGCGAGGUGGCCGUGGCGCUGCCCAGAACAUCAUCCCCUCCAGCACUGGUGCCGCCAAGGCUGUCGGCAAGGUCAUUCCUGAGCUCAACGGCAAGCUCACUGGCAUGUCCAUGCGUGUCCCCACCGCCAACGUUUCCGUUGUCGAUCUUACUGUCCGUCUCGAGAAGGGUGCUUCUUACGACCAGAUCAAGAAGGUCAUCAAGGAGGCCUCUGAGGGUGACCUCAAGGGCGUCCUGGCCUACACUGAGGACGAUGUUGUCUCCUCCGAUCUCAACGGCAACACCAACUCCUCCAUCUUCGAUGCCAAGGCCGGUAUCUCUCUCAACGACAACUUCGUCAAGCUGGUCUCCUGGUACGACAACGAGUGGGGUUACUCCCGCCGUGUCCUCGACCUCCUGGCCCACGUUGCCAAGGUCGAUGCCUCCAAGUAA